UUCAGUCCUCAGGAAGUGGGGGCUGUGUUAGUCCAUGGCCGGAAGUGCUGUUUCUGUGAUUGUGGUUGUGUUUAUUCAACUUUUCCGCCGCGUGAUGGUGGCAAGUAUGUACCAGGGCUUUUAAGGACACUUGGGAAAGAGGUGGUGGGGGUCAUUAGGGGCGGUAGGUGGAGACAGACUGUCAGCUCAGGCGUCUGAAGGGCCCUUGCGCCUACAUCCCGCUGCUCUCUGAAAUGUCUGCUGAGGCUCCCAGUGUGUAGCUGCACCUUUGCUUUAAAUUCAGCCAUUCACUUAGCUGUAAAAAUACAUGAAUCAGAACUGCAUCUUUGUGAAAAGUAGAGACCAGUAUGCUUCACUUCAUCCAGAAAUUUUCUGGAGCAUCUUCAAAGGUGCUGAAGUACCCUUUUACAGUGAGACUCAAAGCCAGCAGAAUAGAUACUCUUUCUCCCAAGACAUCUCUUCAGCAGAACCUUUUUCCUUUGUCUCCGAGGACUUGGCUUUCCACAUCAUUUCAAGUGUGUAUGAAGAAGAUACAAUGCUAUCAUGUAUCACCAUGCAACUUUAAAAAGCAGAAGGAGGCAGUCCUUCCCGCCAGGAAACCAAGCACCAUCACUUACCUACCUGAUAGCCCGAAGCCAGCCUUAUAUCUAACUCUGGGAGGGUUAAUCCCCUUUAUUGCUCCACCACUCGUCAUGGUAAUAACCAAGUCUUAUAUCCCCAUACUAGCUUUUACUCAGAUGGUGUAUGGAGCUAGUUUCCUAGCUUUCUUAGGAGGGGUCAGAUGGGGCUUUGCUCUGCCAGAAAGUAGUCCAGCCAAACCAGACUACAUUAAUUUAGCUAGUAGUAUGGGUCCUGUUCUGUUUUCAUGGAUAGCCAUCCUAUUUUCUGAGAGACUCAGUGAAGCCAUAGUCACAGUAACAAUAGGUUUAGGGAUAGCAUUACACAAUGAACUUUUCCUCUUGCCACAUUAUCCUAACUGGUUCAAAGCCUUAAGGAUCAUAAGUACUUUAGUGGCUUUUAUCUCAUUUGUAGUCACUUUAAUACUUAAAAAUAUUUAUCCAGAAAAGGGGCCCAAGAGAUUUGGUGAAAUAGAAAUAUAAAACUACUUUCUUGAUAUUAUUUACAUGUUAGCUGUAAAUCUUAUAAACCUGCAUGUUUUAACGAUAAAAUUUUUUUGUUGUUAUGUUUUGGGGAAUAUGUUCAGAGAGUACAGUGUGGAGGCCAGGAGAGGGUGUGGGAUCCCCAGGAGCUAGAGUUGCAGGCAGUUCUGAGCUGGGAACUAAACAUGGGUAUGUAUGGCAAUAUAUGGUCUUGACCACUGAGCCCUCUAUCUCUAGCCUGUGAAGUUGCAUUUUAGCAUAUACUUUUGUUCCCCUUGUUUGGCUUUUUUUUUUUCCUCCCGCUAGUAGGACUUUAUUCCUCGUUUUUUUUUUUUUUUUUUUUCAUUUCUAAAACUUAAUUUUUAGCCAGAUGGUGGAGGUAUAUUCUUUUAUCCCAACACUUAAGAGGCAAAAGCAGGUGGAUCUCAGAGUUUGAAGCCAGCCUGGUCUACAAAUAGAGCUCUAGAACAGCCAAGGCUUCACACAGAAAUCCCAUCUUGGGGAAAAAAAAGUUACAGAGAUCUGCCUGCCUCUGGCUACAGAGUGCUGGGAUUAUAAAAAUUAUUUCUAAGUAAUUCAUCUUGAAAAAUCUCCUAAUUCCUUAUUGUGACAUAUGCGGUUAGCUUAAAUCACCUUUUUGUGAACUGUAUAAUCAUCUACUUAAACAUUAGUAUUUUGAUUAUUUUGAGAACAGUAAAAGACAAGAUGAAAAAUCCUCUAAUAUUAGAGUCUAGCAAUCAUGAAGUAAUAAUGAAAAGAACCCUACUUCACUAUGAAGUCCACAAAACCUUGAAAAUAAAGGUAUUUCUGUCAAGUUUCAUAGCACUGGAAAUUGCAGGUCUAAGCCUUUUUUUUUUUUUUUUUUUUUUUUAAAGAUAGGUCUCACUGUGUAGCUCUAGCUGUCCUGGAAAUCACUUUGUGGGCCACUCUAGCCUGGAACACAUAGAAAUCUGCUUGUCUUUGCCUCCCAAGUGUAGGAAUUAAAGGUUUGUGCCACUAUACCUGUCUUGUCAAAGCUUAUUUUACUUGACAUAACUGAAAUGAUCUGUGGCUUGAAAGGUGGUGGGCAACAGUGUCGUGGGGAAAGCCACUCCCAGAAAAGCUGGUCAUCUGUCUUAGCUUUUGUUUGGUGUUUUCUGACCACACUUAGCUUACAGAGGCUUUUAAAAGAAUAGCUAUAGGGCUAGAGACAUGGCUUAGUGUCCCUUCCCUGAGAGAGAACCCAUGUUCAAUUGCCAGCACUCACAUUGCGCUAACAAGUAUAAGUAGAGUUCCAAGGGUUUGGAUGUGGCCUCCUUAGGCACAAGGCACAUAUGUGGUACACAGACAUACAUGAAGGCAGAAUACCCAUACACAUAAAAAAUAAAAUAUCAAAAUGUGACCAGGCCUGGUGGACGCUAUGGAUCCACCUGAUCUACUUAGCAAGUUUCAGAAAAGCCAGUAUUAUAUAGAGAGGACCUGUCUCAAAUAAAUAAAAAUGGCAAAAACAUUGCUUUGAUUUCUGUUUCUUCCUCCCACUGCACUAAGGAUUGAACGUAGCACCUCAUACAUUCUAUACAAGAACUGCUACUGAGCAAUACAUCCCCAGCCUAACACUUUGAAUUUUAACUUGAAAACCUAGUUUGGAAUCUGGGAAUGUAGGUUGGUGGAUAGAAUACUUGCUUAUCAUGCACAGAGCCCUCAGUUUGGUUCCCAGUACCCUAAAGACUGGGAAUGGUAACACUAGUGUUCAAUCCUAGCACUUGGGAGGUCAAGGCAGGAGGAUCAAAGAUAAUUAAGUUAUAUCAGAAGAAAUUACGUCACUUUGAAUGUUUUAUCUUUGAUGAUACAAGUAGUCAAAUACCAGUUUACAACUGUUAUGUAAUAUAUUACAACACACAUGUAUAUAUGCAUACAUUAAUAUGUUUCUAAUAAUUCCUACUAUCAGCAUAGUGACUGCUUUUCAGAGCUAGUUUUAAUAUUACCCAUUAAAAGAAUCUUUUCUUUCCAGAUGUUGAUUUAAAAGCUAAUAAAAAAUGUAAGUAUCACAACAGUAACAGAUGGGAUUUUUAAUGGAACAUAUCUAUUCAGAUGACUGUAGAACCAAGAAAAGCCAUUGUUGCUACUGAUGCUAUUAUUGGUCAGAUAUAGUUAUAUACAUACAUACAUACACAUUUGAUUUUUUUUUUUCAAGGCAGGGUUUUCUCUAUAUAGCCUUGUAGACAAAGCUGGCCUUCAAAUAACAGAGAUCCACCUGCUUCUGCCUCCGAGCGCUGGGAUUAUAGCAUUUGCCACCACACCCGGCUCUCACUUUGAAUUUUUGAAGACUCAAGUUCUGCAUCAACUUUGGGAAAGCGUAUUUACAUAAUACUCUUGGCAUAGUACAUAAAAAAAAAAAAAACCUUACUGGUGUACACAUCUUAACCCCCACACACAACUGGUUCAAGGUUAACACAGUAUUCAGGUCUAUUCUAUGUGGGUCUGUUGGGAAACCCUGCUGCUAAGGGCACAGUCUGCCAUUACCAGAGAGCCCUAAGCUUGGUGCCAAAUGGAGGACUCCCUUUCUCAAAGAGGCUUCCUCCUCUCUGCCUGGGGAGUCUGAACCCCCAUGCCUCUACCCAAAGAAUAUCAUGUAGAACUUUGGAAAAUUACAGGUCCAACUUCCUUUCUCCUGAUAAGAACUUACCCAGCAAACAUCUGGGAUUCCUAGAAUUCCUCUCCAUGUAAAUAAGGCAUCUCAUUUGCACUUCAGCCAAUAACAUUUGCCCACCUUGGACAUGCCCACCCCUUCCCCAAAGUUCUAGACAACCCUCAUUCACCCUGAAUAAAUCGAGCUGUCUCCCUGAAGUUGAACCUGGAAGCUCAUUUCUGUUUGUGUUGAUGGCCACCACAUCCCAAAUUCGAUGCUUCUGCUCCCUUCUUUGGAAGGACCCCAGUGGCCAAUGACUCCACUGGGAGCUGACAGUACAAUGAAGGUCUUGUUAUAACACACAUUUAACACCACACAUAAAACGGACAGAAUAUUUAAAAGCAUACAGAAACCCAAAGAUUUUGGAGAAACUGCUUUAAUUAAGUUCUGAUUAUAUAACUAAAUGUGUACAUUACAAAAAUUAAAAACAAAAGAUUAUUCCCAUUAUGGUUUGGUAAUCCAAUUACACUGAUGAACUACAUUAAUUCAAAGAAAAGAAAAUAGGACUUUAUUAGUACAUUCUUGGAAAAACAAUGUUUAUCACCUGAGAAGUAAUAUGCAUUUAGUUAACUUUUAAGGGAACUUCUGUUUUUUUUUAAAGAUUUAUUUAUUUAUUAUUUAUGUAUUAUAUAUAGCAUUCUGCCCGCAUGUGUACCUGCACACCAGAUCUCACUACAGAUGGCUGUAUGACUAAUGUUUAAUGCUGAUCAAAGAUUUUAUACAAUUAAAGUGUUGAUGUUUCUAACAAUCCACUGAAAGACCUUAGUUUACACAAAAGAGAGAAAUCAUAACCUUGAGGCAGCCAGUUAAACCUAAAGUAUGCAAACCUCAAUAGUGUGGUUCUAACUGGCUAGCAGAUAUAAAAGCAGUGAUCAGACUUAAGAGCUCCGCAUAAAACAACUUUUAAGAAUGAUUAUCAGGGAAAGCAAGUUUUUAGAAGCAGUUUUAGAUCCAAGAUAGUUAUAACUUACACAAUUUUCACGUAUAAAAAUAAUUCCAUGGGCUGGAGAGAUGGCUCAGAGGUUAAGAGCACUGGCUGCUCUUCCAGAUAGCUUCUGAGUUCAAUUCCCAGCAACUACAUGGUGGGUCACAACCACCUAGAAUGAGAUCUAGUGCCCUCUUCUGUCAUGCAGGUGUACAUGCAGACAGAACACUGUAUACAUAAUAAAUCUUUAAAAAGAAAAAUUCCACAUGUAUAGGCGAAAUCCCUGAUAAAGAUAUGAAAUGCUUGGGACUAGAAGCGUUUUGGACUUCAGAAUCACCAGAUUUUAAAAUAUGUAUGUAGCAUUUAUCAGCUGAGCAUCCCCAGUCUGAAAAUCGGAGAUCUAAAAUGAUCCAAAAUCUCAAACUUUUUUUUUUUUUAAUUGGAUGUCAGCAUUCAAAAACUUCAGAUUUCAGAUUAAGGAUGCUCAAAACUAUACCUACAGGGCCAAAUAUGGUGGCUCAUGCCUGUUAUCCCAGCACUUGGAAGGCUGAAGUGGGAAGAUUGUUGAGAGUUCAAUGAUAACCUGGGCAACAUAUUUAGACUGUCUCAAAAAAAAAAAAAAAAAAAAAAAAAAAAAAGACAA
Molecule: messenger RNA, 5336 nt
Organism: Meriones unguiculatus (Mongolian gerbil)
Lineage: Eukaryota; Metazoa; Chordata; Mammalia; Rodentia; Muridae
Gene: Tmem69
Product: transmembrane protein 69
Exons: 3
Coding region: 348-1100 (250 amino acids)
Source: RefSeq, a predicted model, not a curated record